Molecule: messenger RNA, 1698 nt
Organism: Sesamum indicum (sesame)
Lineage: Eukaryota; Viridiplantae; Streptophyta; Magnoliopsida; Lamiales; Pedaliaceae
Product: beta-glucosidase 12
Biological process (GO): carbohydrate metabolic process
Molecular function (GO): beta-glucosidase activity
Source: RefSeq, a predicted model, not a curated record
AGGGGAAAAAGCCAUGAGAGUUAGACUAAGCUCUAUCAUUUUAGAAGUUGUGCUAUUCUGGAUUUGCUCGUCGUUUGCAGGCAUAGGGCUCGGCUUAAGCUAUGACCGUUUCGAUCGCAGAGCAUUCCCACUUGAUUUUUUAUUUGGAACUUCAUCAGCUGCUUAUCAAUACGAGGGUGCCGCAUUUGAAGAUGGGAAAGGACCAAGCAUAUGGGACACUUACACACACAAAUUUCCAGGUAAAAUAUCGGAUAGGAGCAAUGGUGACGUGGCAGAUAACUUCUAUAAUCUAUAUAAGGAGGAUGUGAAACUGAUGAAGUAUAUAGGACUGAAUUCUUUCAGAAUGUCCAUUUCUUGGCCACGGAUAUUACCUCGUGGAAAGCUAAGUGGAGGAGUGAACAAGAAAGGAAUUGCUUUUUACAACAAUGUGUUCAACGAACUCCUUGCAAAUGGUAUAACCCCAUUUGUGACUUUGUUUCAUUGGGACCUUCCCCAAACACUUGAGGAUGAGUAUAAAGGCUUUCUAAGUCCUCACAUCAUUGAUGAUUUUAGAGAUUUUGCGGAGCUUUGUUUCAAGAAAUUCGGUGAUCGUAUUAAGCAUUGGAUCACAAUCAAUGAGCCGUUCUCAUUUGCCAGUGGUGGCUAUGAUGGAAGCUUCAUUGGGAACCUGGCGCCAGGGAGGUGCUCCGCUAGGGACAGAUGUUCUCACGGGAACUCAUCAACCGAGCCUUAUAUUGUUGCUCAUCAUUUGCUCCUUUCCCAUGCAGCAACUGUCAAACUAUAUAAGGAAAAAUAUCAGCCGAUUCAAAAGGGGGAAAUAGGCAUAUCGCUGGUAGCUCAUUGGAUGGAACCGUAUUCAAGCAACAAGCUGGACGUUGAAGCUGCAGAGCGAGCUCUUGAUUUUAUGUAUGGAUGGUUCCUCCAUCCUUUGGUUUAUGGAGAUUAUCCAAGAACCAUGCAAUCGCUUGUGGGAAAUCGAUUGCCAAAAUUCACCAAGGAGCAAGGAGCAAUGGUCAAAAAAUCCUUCGACUUUUUGGGAUUGAACUAUUACACUGGAAAUUAUGCAGCUCACAUUCUCUCUCGUAGUGCAAAUAUUAGCAGCACAACGGAUAGUAUGGUCCGUCUCUCAACUGAUAUCAAAGGUGUACCCAUUGGUGAACCUACUGGGGUGAGCAUCUUCUUUGUCUACCCGAAAGGACUUUAUAAACUUCUACUUUACACCAAGAAGAAAUACAAAAAUCCAACUAUUUACAUCACAGAAACGGGUAUUGGUGACAGUAAUAACGGUACCAUGAAACAUGCUAUCGAAGACUUUCAGAGAAUUAAAUUCUACAAUAGUCAUCUUCGGGCUGUUCAAGAAGCAAUUAAGCAAGGUUUGAGUGUGAAGGGUUUAUUUGCGUGGUCGUUUUUGGACACCUUUGAAUGGGGAUCCGGUUAUACCCAACAAUUUGGGAUAUGCUAUGUCGAUUUCAAGAAUAAGCUGAAAAGAGUUCCCAAAAAGUCAGCUAUUUGGUUCAAAAAUUUCCUGAAUGCCAAGUGAAAAAGGACACCUCUCCCUAUGGAUACUAGUACUUGUGUUAAUUUUCAUAUGUAAUAAGAUUAGGGUUUGAUGACCGUUGCUACAUUUUAGUAUAUGUAUGCCGACAUUUAUAUCAUUUACUUACUAAAGUUCGAAAAGGAAAUAAAAUACCCUCUUAA